UCACGCACUCACUCAGAGCUACGCCACAUCAUCAGCUGUGAUCCGCCUCUUCCUCUACAUCACCUUUCUUUGGCUUCCUUCUCCUGGUUGUCCUUUUGUCUUCCCUCAUAACUUUUCUUUCUGCUCUGGAGUCUACAUGUCAUUUUGAUAGCGGGUGCAGUCUCAAAUCUUCUCAUUGUAUCCCCGCGAUGGACGUAGCGCUUUCCUGCUGUUUUGUGCAACUUCCUAUUGUUCGCUGUCCUUCCCAGUCUUUUCGUUCACAGCCUCACCACACACCCGCAUGCUUAUAACCUCCACCAGUACCGCAGCUCUCGCCACGACCAGUAGCAGUACCGGCAGGCGGUGUCCCGGUAAGCCUCGGUUGGCCGGCAGACGCAGGACCGAGGUUGGGGUCGGGUUCCUUUUUCAGUUGAGACGAGCUCUGACCUCCGUAAUGGAUCACACCUGGGCAAUGUAUGCAUGCGUGUGUUUCUUACAACACUGACUGCUGCUAAUGGAGAACACAUGGACACACACACACACAGACAAACACACUCUCUGUCACACACUCAAACACAGGCAUUUGAAAACGAUCUGCUUUCAGUUCCUCUCGCAUCCGCCUGAAACCUAAGGUAAUGUACCAAGAGGUUUGUGUGCCGACUGUUUCCUUUUGACUUGUGUGGCCGUUUGCCUCUUGUGCAACUGAGCAAAUGCAGCUCCCCCUGCUGGCAGUCGUCACUAACUGCACCUUUUCUAACCCGGGUGGGUAGGGCUGGGCAAUAUGGCCUUAAGUACGUAUCACGGUAAAUGGAGCAGAUUUACCUCCAUAACGAUAAAUGACGAUAAAUUUGCCCAAGCGGACUGUUAUAUAAUUUGAAAAUCUAAAUCAAUGUAUGAAAUACAAAUCAGCUGUUUCUCAGUGAUUUAUUUACCAGAUUUCAAUUGAACAUGUUUAAACAAUUGUCCAUGCAGUCUAAACAUUAAGUAUAUAAAAAUUCUUGUAAACCAUAAGAAUUCAAGUAUGAACAUUUAUAACAGCUUGUAUGACUUGAACAAUGUACGACAUUAUAAAAAUCAAUACGGUGACUGUGCAAACGCGUCAUUGUAAGACAAAUGACUAAUAGUUUGAACAAAACACUUCAAACUGACAAUUUAUUGGUAAUGGCUGCUGUGACAUAAUUACUCAACACAAGUGUUUACUUCAAGGUUUCAGGUUUGUUUUCCUCAGAGCAUUUUUUAAUACAUGCACGCACACAUGCACCCCCACACAGACACACACUCACAUUAAAGCUAUAUUGCUGUUUUGCCAAUGACACAUUUAAGAUUUUAUCAUGGCAGUAAUGAAACAAUGAAGCAAGCACAUACAGAAUAAUAGCUGUGGCCAUUAAACGCUCAUAUUAUAGGCUUCACUGUUACAUUAUAAUUUAUGCUGAAUGAUUUACCCUCAUAAAAGAUAUCAAAGAAAUUCAAUUUAAUUCAAUUUUAUUUGUAUAGCCCUAAAUCACAACAAGGUUGUCUCAAAGGGCUUUGCAGAGGCAGUAUGACACACAAUCAGAAACAGCAAAUGAAGUAACAAAAAUGAAUAAAUAAAGUUCAAGUCCUGGGCAUCUCCAAUCCUUAGACCCUCCAUGUCGGCAAGGAAAAACUCCAAAAACCAAUCACACACAGAUACAAAAUAAUGCGACAUACUAAUUGCUAGAUGCAGUCCGUGCCCAAGCCAUUCAUUAAAUUCAGCCGUUUUGACAAACGUAGAGCCGCUAUCCGACUCCAUCAAUAUCAUUUUAUAGCGUUAGCCGCUAGCGUUAGCCUGUGGCCUGGCUACCAGUAGAAAGCACCCUCUCCUGAGUCCUGAAAUCAUGAGAACCAUGGAGUAGAGUGGGUUAAAAGCCCGUUUAGAGGCCACCAAGAGACUACUUCGUGUCGGGUGAAAGUUUGCCAAAGCUCCCUUAAGCCCGACAUUCCGUUUGCUUAUAGCGAUAGCCACUAGCGUUAGCCUACCGGGCUUCUGUUUGUUUGAGUUCCUGAUAACCAAGUGACUUCAUACGUAAGCACACUGACUGCUUUCUUAAAGGGGAAUGAACAUAGCCGAACAACACACUCAAAGCAGGAUGAAAAGACUAUAUUUUCUUGCUUCAUUAAAUUACCGAAUUUACCGACGUGGUCAAAAUUACGUCGGUCAUCGUGAAGAAUUUCGGUAACAGUAAGUUUUUGAUAUGCCGCCCGGCUCUACGGGUGGGCGGGCAUAAAGGGUUCACGGUGGCUAGCUUACCACAACGUCACUAUUGCCAGUGCUUAGUACUGCUGCGCUAGCAUUAGCUAGUUCCUAACUCGGGUGGGUUAACCCGCCGCAAAGCCGCGAAGGGUUUACGGUGGCAGGCUUAGCACAACGCCUCGAUUGUCGGUGCUUAGUACUGCUGCGUUAGCGUUACCUAGUUCCUAAUCAGCAAAGUCACGUACUACGCCAGCCAACUGGGUGUGCAAGCCAACUCUAUUUUUCCUGCUUACGUACAGCCAUGCUAACAUGCUAAUGUUCUGCUUCGCUUCCUUCUCAAGUAUUAUUAUCUUGCUUAGGAAGCCAUUUCCAGUGAGUUGAGGUGCUUCAUUAGGAAGUGAGUUAAUACGCAUUAUUUAGACAAAGUAGUGUCGUGCUGCUAUCUACGUAUCAAUUACUCAAGCCAUUUUUACAUUGGCGGAAAAGGUCGACACAGGUUCCUCACCAAUCGCGGGAUUCGCUGUCUAACACGUUACAAUGUUUACGAAAUCGUGAUCAAUGAUAGGACUGAUAACGGUUGUAGUCCGGGACUGUUUUUAAUGAUGGCUAUUGUUUACUUCCUGUCACGUGUGCAUGGCUGGCACCGCUUCCUGGGGGCAGCGUCUACGCAGCAGCACGUCCAGUCUGUUAGUGAACGCCACCAUCUACCACCUGAGCACGCGGCCCCACCGCCUGCAAGGACCCAUGUAUACCUGGUCACGGACGACAAUGUCACGCCGGCACCUCCGACCCCCAGGCCGCCCGUCUCCUUGCCCCGUUCGUCGUCCUUUCUGGGAAAGGUCCCCACGCGGUCCACAAAGACUAGUUCCAUCGAUUUGCGGAGCCGGCGGAUGCGUGUUGGUGUUUUUGCUUCCGUAGCCCCGAAAGUUCCUCCUCAGGGCCCUCCCCCUUUGAGGCACCCACCCGCUCCGCAAAUAUCUGAAGCCGCGCCCUCUUUAGUGCUCGGUCCACCCCCUCCCCGUCGGCCAGGUGGGCGGAGGCCUUUCCUGGCAUUGGUCUCCACCCCGCUCAUCUCGCAGGGCGGUCGCCGGCCAGGCGGUUCCCGGCCGAGCCAUCGCCAGCCAGAGGCUACGGGACUCCCGCCGAGUUCUGCCACGCUCAUUGCCAAGCCUGUCCAGCCACAAGCUUACUCCGUCGGCGUUGCAGCAAAAACAGGAACGGGGGACUUCAGAACAUCUACUGUCUGGAGGGUGACGAGCACCUCCCCCGGCUGGACCGAUCCUGUGACUUCUGAGAACUCUUUAUUUCCGCCGCGCCGGCCGACACCUAUUCUCCACGUCUCGAACCCGAAAGAUGCGAUCGGAAGCUCAUCGGCUCCUCCUUCGAUGUCGACUCUUCAUUCCCUAGUUUGGCCCAAUUUACCCCCGGCGCGCGUCAGCAUCUUCGAGGCUUCUCAGGCACGGCCGAGCAGGAACUUUGGAACUUUUCCGUUCCCCACACCUGAAAGUGGGUUUGUCCCCCCACGGUUUGAUGGGACGUCUGCGGCGACAGUUCGCUCCCCUUGGCUUUCUUAUGCCACGAGCGGCGGGACGAAAGAUUCACCCGACACGGGACGGGACGCGGGACUGUGGACAACUAGCAUUCAGUUUCGCACUGCGUCCUACCUGCGGACUUCGGGCUACAAACACUUUACGGGCUCCUCCCGCCGCCCGGUUCUUCCACAUUUUACCCCGACUCUUCCUCCUCUGCUGAGUCUUCCCCUUCCUGGUGUGUCACCUCUUGGUCACGUGACCACUCCACCUCCUCAUACCUCUCCUCAUCAUGUGACCCCUCUGCUCCCUGAUUUGAGUCUCCUUUCUCAAUUACAGUUGCCGCCUCCUAAUUUGACUCCACCCCUCUCUCAUUUGACUCCUCCGCUUAAUCGACCGACGACCCCUGCUCUGACUCCACCCCCUACACGCCUCUCGGCCACAGGUUCUCCAGUUUUUCCCGCUCUUACGUCGGCCACGCCUCCUCAGAGAGACUCGACUUCACGUCGGUUGACAAACACCGGAUCUUCCUCCUCUGCACUCCUGCCACCGAGCCCCUGGCCUACCCACGUGCGCCAUCCCAUAAACGACAUUGCUGCAGGGCUUUGGGGGGUGUGUCCUCACAAGCACGAUUGGACGCGGGACAAGGCCACGUUCUACAGACUGGCCGUGGAGGUGCACGACCAGAGCUCCACCCUAACUCCAGCUGACGUUGAGGAAGCGGUGACCUAUUGGCUGAACGAGACUUUCCACAACUGGACUCGCACCGCCUCCGUGGACCGGCUCAGCGUCCGGCCCGAAGGUCGCUCAAGCUUUUUGUGCCGCGCACUGCUACGCCACGGCGAUGCGAGCGACAACAUCGUUGAUGUCCCCGCAGCGGUCCGGGACAGGAUCUACGGUGGUGACCCUCACAUCGGAGCCGGCCUGGAGGUCCACGCUCACACGUUACACAUCAGCCCCUUGGAGAACUGUCCAGAAGACGACACCAUUCACUACCGCUGGCCUGAGAGUCGGCCCAGUACGUCCCACUUUCUGCCUUGCUUCCCCAACAAGGAACAGAGUGCCACCCGCAGCUGCUUAAUAAACCUUAGCAACUUUUCAUCGGUCUGGUCACCCGCCGACUUCAGCAACUGCACCGACAUCGACGCCAUCCAAGUGUCAGCAGAGAACGCAGCAGAGGUGGCCGCGCAACUGGCCGCCAUCGCCGACAAUCAGUUGUCCCGGGAGGAGGUGUCCAAAGUGGUGGGCAAAGUGCAGCAGAUUGUAGACGUGGCCAACAUUAACACCAGCUUGGCAUCCGCCGUGGUCGCCGUCAUCUCCAACGUGAUGAGCAGCCCCCACAGCGCUCUCGCUCACGCCUCAGACAGGGCGUUGAAGGCGGUGGAUCAUCUUUUGGGCAAGUUGCAGUUUGAAGGUUCCAGCGUCACCAUUAGGUCCAAACGUCUGGCUUUGGGGGUGUCGGCCUUCAACGCGUCCGUCUUCAACGGGACGUCCUUCAGCGCUUUUAUCCCGACAAAUUCCACUGACCCACAGAUUGACUUCAAAUCAGAACGAAGGAAUUCGCUGGCACGGAUCACGCUCCCGCCCUCGCUGCCGUUGGGGUCGGAGGACUCGCCGCCGACACGCAUCAACUUUAUGUUCUUCGGCACUGCCAGUCUCUUUCAGAUGGAGCAGGACGGACGGGCGCUGGUCAGCUACGUGGUGGCGAGCAGCGUAGGAAACCGCAGCAUCAGAAACCUGAGGGAUCCUGUGGAGAUUCACAUCGCUCAUCUGUCACCUCAAACCAUCCUCAGUCCAGUCUGCGUCUUCUGGGACUUCAGCAUGAACGGUGGCUCCGGAGGCUGGAAUGGCGCAGGUUGCCGCGCGUCCAAGGAAUCUGGCAUCAACAGAACGGUUUGCCUGUGCGACCACCUGACGCACUUUGCCGUCCUCAUGGAUAUUUCCGGAGUGUCGCCGCACAUCGAUCGGCGUAACAACCGCAUCCUGACCUUCAUCACGUUCAUCGGCUGCGGCGUGUCGGCCGUCUUUUCGGCCGCCACGCUGCUCACGUACGUCGCCUUUGAGAAGUUGCGUCGAGAUUACCCGUCUAAAAUCCUGAUGAAUUUGAGCGCGUCGCUACUGCUCCUCAACCUGAGCUUCCUGCUCAACGGCUGGUUGUCGCGGCACCGUGGCGAAGCCCCGUGCAUCGUGGCGGCCGCCCUGCUGCAUUACUUUCUGCUGACCUCGUUCACGUGGAUGGGCCUGGAGUCGGUGCACAUGUACAUCGCGCUGGUCAAAGUCUUCAACACUUACGUGCGCAGAUACAUCCUUAAGUUUUGCCUCCUGGGCUGGGGCAUUCCCGCCGUGUUGGUGGUCUCGGUCCUGGCGGUGGAUAAACGCUCCUACGGACCCCAGGAGUAUGGCGGCGGAACCUUUGGUGAAGGAUCAUCACAUUUCUGCUGGAUCCGAAACGCCGUGGUGUUCUACGUGGCCUGCGUGGCCUACUUCUGCCUCAUCUUUCUGCUCAACGUGGCAAUGUUUGUGGUGGUCAUGCUGCAGAUCUGCGGACGCAACGGCAAACGAGGAAGCCGCACGCUAAAAGAGGAGGUGUUGCGCAACCUUCGCAGCGCGGUCAGCCUUACUUUCCUGCUCGGGAUGACUUGGGCCUUCGCCUUCUUCGCCUGGGGGCCGGUCAGCCUCGUCUUUGUUUAUCUCUUCGCCAUCUUCAACUCGUUGCAAGGACUUUUCAUCUUCCUCUUCCACUGCGCCCUCAAAGAGAACGUUCAGAAGCAGUGGAGACGCACGCUUUGCUGCGCUCGCUUCAGACUCUCCGACAACUCGGAUUGGAGCAAAACAGUGAGCAACAAUACCAAGAAAGCCACCUCGGAGCAGGCCGGGCAGUCCUCGUCAUCGGGCUCUUUUGCCUCCAGCGCCGCCAACUGGACAGCCAAGGCCAAAAUCACCCUCACACCUUUCAUCAACACAGAAAAAACAAAGGCGGAGCCCAUCUCCUCAUCAGUCCUUCCCGUCGGCCAGAUGAUCGACAAGGUCAAAGGUUACUGCUCGGCACGCUCCGACGGCUCCUAAAAGAGCUUCGCCCUAAAUCCCCUCGAGCCGCGCCCCUCCAUCCGUAGGUUGCUGCCCGAAUAAAUAGCGAGCGACAUCACGUGCCGCAGAUUCUUCAGGAAUGGCCACCCUGUGCGGGCCGCUCGCCCGCUGAUCCGACGGCGACCGGCGUGCUCCGCCGCUUGACAUUCCUGCUCGAAAAAGCAAGGCCGGGAGGAAGAAAGAGACAUUUUUUGCAUCUAACUCUGGCAUCUGACCACCGUCAAAACCCACGCACGGACGCAUGCGGUCUGUCUACCGCGCGAGAAAGACCUCCCUGGCUCCGAGUGAGCUCUAAUCAUGUUCAAACUGGAUUUCUACAACUUUAAGCGCACAACUUGUCAUUGCUGACAUUUUAACAUCCAACUGCGUGUGCUUUCGAUAUAAUCUGUAAAACAAAGCAUUUAUUUUCAUGUUUCUUGGCUGACUAUGCGAACAGAAUAAAACCCAUAUAACAAAAGGAAAUAUAUUUUUUUUAUUCACUAUUUUUUGCACCAUGAUCUACCUUGCCUG
Messenger RNA from Corythoichthys intestinalis (scribbled pipefish), 7317 nucleotides. It is a transcript of the gene adgrg6, whose product is annotated as adhesion G protein-coupled receptor G6. The record is from RefSeq and is a predicted model, not a curated record. The transcript has 22 exons. The coding region runs from base 2791 to 6786 and encodes 1331 amino acids. Gene Ontology annotation, biological process: cell surface receptor signaling pathway; heart trabecula formation; adenylate cyclase-activating G protein-coupled receptor signaling pathway. Gene Ontology annotation, cellular component: plasma membrane. NCBI's taxonomy places the organism in Eukaryota, Metazoa, Chordata, Actinopteri, Syngnathiformes, Syngnathidae. Gene Ontology annotation, molecular function: laminin binding; G protein-coupled receptor activity.